Molecule: messenger RNA, 1609 nt
Organism: Acromyrmex echinatior (Panamanian leafcutter ant)
Lineage: Eukaryota; Metazoa; Arthropoda; Insecta; Hymenoptera; Formicidae
Gene: mRpL38
Product: mitochondrial ribosomal protein L38
Cellular component (GO): mitochondrial large ribosomal subunit
Source: RefSeq, a predicted model, not a curated record
UAUCUUAAAAGUGUAGUUGCAUAUAAUCUUGAUCCUAACCUCAUUCUGGUCUAACCUAGAAGGUUUCUAGUUUGAUCUAUUUUCUUUUGGAUUUUCGUCAAUAUUAUAUUUAAUUAUAUCUGAUUAUAUCAAAAAAUUGACAAAAUUAUUUUAAAAAAUCGACCGAACGUCAUCCAAGCGUUGUAUAAACUCAAGGAGAAGUCAAAGGCGCACAACUCCCACCGAUCGGUGGAAAUCGCUUUUAAAAGGAAGGUUUUCAUCAACGUUAAUAGAUAACAGAAUGUAUUAUUGAGCAUUUAGCUUGCGUCGGAUACGAGUGUAUGUACAUACAUCUGUCGCGACAUGUCUGUUAAGCUUUUGCGCUAUCUCGUCAGCGACUUUAUUCCGAAAGGUCAACAUGUUCGUCACGGCCAUCGGAUACGAGGAAAACCACCGACGAUCGCCCGUACCUUGAAACAGCGUCUCGAGGAACUGAAUCGAGAAGACCCGACUUUGGAUUUCAAGGUGAACAUUGGUUAUCUGGUGACCAAGACCACCAGACGCUCGAUAACGAGCGAUUGGAUGAACAUGAUCAUAGCACGCAGGAACAACGCCGAGCUCGAGAAAUCGUCGCGCGCCAGGAAGCUGUUGGUGGAUCUAAAGAUAGUGAAAGAGGACUGGCUACAAAUGGAUGGGCCCUCUCACAUUCAUAGAAUAGCGAAGCACUAUGGCAUUUACAAUGAUCUGUACGGAGACGCUUACUUUAUGCCAGUAGUCCCACUGAACGUAAGCUACGAUCUAGAGGAUGACAAGCUGGUAAAGGUUUACACCGGUAACGUGAUCAAGCCAAGCGAGGCUUCUAAGGCACCUGAUGUAACAUACAAUGCAGAGGAUGGAACACUGUGGAGCCUGAUAAUGUGUACGCCAGAUGGUAACUUGACCAGUAAAAACAAUGAAUAUUGUCACUGGUUCAUCGGCAAUAUUCCUGGGAAUCGUUUGAAGGAAGGAGAAGAGUUAGUGGAUUAUCUGCAACCAAUAGCGCCAUAUGGCAUUGGCUACUGCAGAUACAUCUUUGUGCUUUACAAGCAGAAUCAUAGCAUAGAUUUCUCGGAAUACAAGAAAGCUAAGCCCUGCUUGAAUUUGGAGGACCGUAACUGGAGAACGCUGGACUUUUAUAGAAAAUAUCAGGACCAAUUGACUCCUGCUGGUUUGGCGUUCUUCCAGUCAGAUUGGGACCACUCGCUAAAGGAAUUUUAUUACAAUACGCUAAAAAUGAGAGUACCGAUAUUUCGGUAUAAUUUCCCUAAACCAUAUAUAAAGAAGCAAACGUGGUUUCCUUUGAAGGAACCCUUUAAUAUUUAUUUGGAUAAAUAUCGCGAUCCCAAACAAAUAAAAAAGGAAUUUCUGUUGAGAAAAUUGAAGAAGGUUCAUCCCUUCGACGGGCCAGAGCUAUCAAGAAGAUUCCCAUUGGCUCAUCUUGAUAGAAAAUAUAUACCCUCCUGGCUGAAAUUCGAGAUAAUAAAGAAGACGCUGGGAUACGGUCAUGUUAACGACCUCGAUGAAUACUAGAUUUAUACUGAUUGAUAAUGCAGAAUAUUAUACAAUAAAUAAAAAUUGUUUUCAAAUGUUG